UCGAGCUGAGGGCAUAGUCAUGUCAGGGCUGAUGACUCUCGCCUUACUUGCUGUCACUGCUGCAGGAGUCUCCAGUAGUGAGAUGUCGGACUGCUCGUACUUGAGCCUCCUGACUCACUUGAACCUGAUUCAAACAGACUCCCCUCUGUCAAUAAUGAGACCUGUGAAAAACUGGACUACAACAACUGUUGUUUACCUGGACAUGGUGCUGUUUGGUAUUCUAGAAGUGGAUGAAAAGUCUCAAACUGUCACCACUCACGUCCAGACACAAAUGAGCUGGAGAAAUGAAUUCCUGAACUGGAAUUCUUCAAACUUCUGUGGAAUUAAAAUGUUGACGGUUCCUAGGAACAUGCUCUGGGUCCCAGAUGUAUCCAUUCAAGAGGACACUUCUGACACUGGGACCAUUCGGAACAGUCCUCUGGUCACUCUGACAUCUAAUGGGUGGGUGAGCGCAAGCGGACGCCAGCGGCUGACGACCACCUGUCAGUUCAAACUGAAACUCUUCCCAUUUGACACACAGCGUUGUAACAUCACAUUUGGAUCCAUGAACUACCACGCGGAAUCAAUUGUACUGAGAACAAUCAACAGUCAAGAAACUCUUUCUUCAGUCUCUGUUCUGAUAAUGAUCACACAGGGAGAAUGGGAACUUUUAAACAUGACAAUUAUUUAUGAUUCUCUUGAAAAACAAAAUGUAUCUGAGAGCAGGCUCAUAUACAUGGUCAUCAUCAAGAGGAAGCCAAUGCUUUAUGUGAUCAAUUUAAUCGUGCCCCUGUUGUACUUCCUGAUCCUGGAUCUGGCGUCAUUUUUCAUCAGGGGUGAAAAACUGAGCUUCAAAGUGACUCUGCUCCUGUCAAUCUCCGUCCUCCUGCUCCUUCUUCAGGAUAUGCUGCCGUCCACUGAAGCCAAGCUGCCGUUGAUGGCCAGCUUCUGUGUGUCGGUGUUCACUCUGGUGGGGCUGAGCAUCCUGGAGGCCAUGCUGAUGGACUUUCUGUUGGGGCUCGAUGGUUGCAGUGGAAACAAUGCUCAAAACGCGGUUAAUAACCAGGAAGUGGAAAUUCAGCUGGAAGGCAACUCUCACAAAGACCCCUCUGCAGCUGAAGAGCGAGGUCAUCUGGGUCCAGUGAUGAAGCCCAGUGAGGUUGAGCUGCUGAUGCUUAUCCUGGAGGAAGUGAAGGUGGCUCGAAUGGAAACUGGACGACACGUCAAAGACGACAGAAAGCCCGGACGUUACACAAGGCUGGCUCAAAUCAUAGACUCUGUGUACUUUGUACUCUAUUUUCUCUGUGUUGUAUCAUAUUUGGUAUUCCUGAAUAAGGAGUGGCUUUGAAGCUAUUUAUCAAAUAAGGAAGAGUAGGUAGCUAUAAUUGGCCUCCAUAUGAAGCCUAUAAUUUACUUCUAUAAUGGCUCAUUAAUAUCUCAACAUAAACAUAAUAAAAUGGUGAAAAUACAUGCACUCAUUUUUUUACAAAUAAAAAGCUGCUUAGUCAAAGGUUUUCACAGUCGUGGAGACACUGAGGCAAAACUAUGUUUUUGGGCCCAAAACUGACUUAAAAUGUAUAAAUGAUCAAAUGAUCAUUAUUUCUCGCCCCGAAACUAAGAAGAAAAAAAUCGAGAGAUGCAAUGAUUGGUUGAUUAACAAUUAAAUCAUCGGCAGACACUGACAAACUGAAGAAUAGGUGAUGCUUCUGCAAACAGCCUGUCAUAUGCUGUGGUCAUGUGACAGGAAAUACUGAAAAAGUGGUUUUGAUAACCGCAGCAGCACCGAGGUGCGAGUUGAAACCAAAUCCGCAAUUCAAAAUAAAAGUGGUGUAAUGGAAAUCAUGUGGUAAGCACGUUAUUGUUAUUGUUGCGCUAACUGCAUAGUGACAAUGAUGAUAGUGUGCAGUGAGGUAAAUGCAGUGAGGUAAAGCAGUCUCCGUAUCUGUCUUCAGUGAACAACCACGUGUGGCUAACCUACACAAGAUUCACACAUUUUUUUGUAUUUAUUAUAAAAUCACAAUAACCCAAAUAACAGUGUGUGACGCAGCUUCACCAAACCUGCGCGUUAGCGAACAAAUUCCAGAUCAGUAGUCACACAAUUUUGUACAAGUAAACACAAGUUUACACUAGUUAGUUACUCUAAAAUAAUGUUUAUGAUUAAAUAAAAUAAGGAUUUCUUCCCGACACUGGCCCUGUCACACGACUCGUGUAGAUAUUUGUAAAACAAGCACAAAACAACGCUUAUUUUAUUGAAAUAUGCGUCAUAUGGUGGAUUAUUAGUGAAGCAUAUUGAUGCAAAUUGAAAAAUGGGUCUUAAAAUAUAAGAAAAGUCUUGAAUCAAAUCUUUAUCUCGGAUGACUGUGAGUCAACGUUAACAUAAUCAUUAAAAGUAACGACGAGUAAUCA
Pleuronectes platessa (European plaice) is the source of this 2385-nucleotide messenger RNA. Its product is annotated as 5-hydroxytryptamine receptor 3A. Gene Ontology annotation, biological process: chemical synaptic transmission; monoatomic ion transmembrane transport; signal transduction. The record is from RefSeq and is a predicted model, not a curated record. Lineage: Eukaryota; Metazoa; Chordata; Actinopteri; Pleuronectiformes; Pleuronectidae. Gene Ontology annotation, molecular function: neurotransmitter receptor activity; extracellular ligand-gated monoatomic ion channel activity; transmembrane signaling receptor activity. The transcript has 9 exons. Gene Ontology annotation, cellular component: synapse; neuron projection; membrane. The coding region runs from base 20 to 1327 and encodes 435 amino acids.